This is a messenger RNA of Marasmius oreades (fairy-ring Marasmius), 185 nucleotides long. RefSeq lists its product as uncharacterized. The transcript has a single exon. The record is from RefSeq and is a predicted model, not a curated record. The annotation marks the transcript as partial. Lineage: Eukaryota; Fungi; Basidiomycota; Agaricomycetes; Agaricales; Marasmiaceae.
AUGAAAGUCUCGAAAGUCCCGAAGAUGCAGAUGAUUCUUUCUCACUCGAUUUGCUGUUCCAUGAGACCGGAGGUAAACCUUCCAAUUUCCAAUACUUUUAUAUGUCCAUUCACGGUAAAUUUAUUUGUACAAUCGCAGCACCCACAAACACAUCUCACUCUCCAGAUGAUAUGGAGUCUGCAUGA